AUGUUCCCGAGUGAGAAGCGAUUCCAGCGAUUCCAGCGAUUCCAGACUCCAGCGAUUCCAGUGAUUCCAGUGAUUCCAGUGACUCCAGCGAUUCCAGUGACUCCAGCGAUUCCAGUGACAGCAGUGAUUCCAGUGGCUCUAGUGAUUCCAGUGACUCCAGUGACAGCAGUGACUCCAGUGACUCCAGUGAUAGCAGUGACUCCAGUGAUAGCAGUGACUCCAGUGACAGCAGUGACUCCAGUGAUUCAGGAGACUCUAGUGACUCCAGUGAUAGCAGUGAUUCCAGUGAUUCUAGUGACUCCAGUGACUCCAGUGAUAGCAGUGAUUUCCAGUGACUCCAGUGAUUCCAGUGAUUCCAGUGACUCCAGUGACUCCAGUGAUAGCAGUGACUCCAGUGACAGCAGUGACUCCAGUGAUAGCAGUGACUCCAGUGACUCCAGUGACUCCAGUGAUAGCAGUGAUUCCAGUGACUCCAGUGAUUCCAGUGACUCCAGUGACUCCAGUGAUAGCAGUGAUUCCAGUGAUUCAGGAGACUCUAGUGAUAGUAGUGACUCUAGUGAUUCGAGUGACAGCAAAGACUCCAGCAGUUCCAGUGACUCUAGUGGUUCCAAUGACAGCAGUGAUUCCAGUGAUUCCAGUGAUAGCAAAGAUUCAAGUGAUUCUGGUGAUUCGAGUGAAAGCAGUGAAUCUAAUGAUUCCAGUGACUCAAGUGAUUCGAGUGACUCCAGUGAAAGCAGUGAAUCUAAUGAUUCCAGUGACUCCAGUGGAUCCAGUGACUCCAGUGGAUCAAGUGAUUCCAGUGAUUCCAGUGAUUCCAGUGACUCCAGUGACUCCAGUGGAUCCAGUGGCAGUAGUGAUUCAGGUAAGGAGACGAAUGGCAAACAGACGGGCGGCAAGCAUUGAGGGGACAGAGGCCUGUCGGGGUGGGGGCCUCCGCAGCUCCUGUGUGCAAUUGUCAAUAGUCAUCAAUAGUCAUCUAUCGUCGUGUCGACUUAGAAGCCUUCAUCCCCGCUUCAUGUGUGUCCGAGCGGGGAGCUGGCGACAGUGUGGUUCUUCAAUCUGUGUCAAACGCAAUAAAGCAAUGUUCUGUGA
Messenger RNA from Leucoraja erinaceus (little skate), 1092 nucleotides. RefSeq names its product dentin sialophosphoprotein-like. Gene Ontology annotation, cellular component: nucleus; cytoplasm. Gene Ontology annotation, biological process: odontoblast differentiation; dentinogenesis. Gene Ontology annotation, molecular function: collagen binding. The record is from RefSeq and is a predicted model, not a curated record. Lineage: Eukaryota; Metazoa; Chordata; Chondrichthyes; Rajiformes; Rajidae. Bases 1 to 903 code for a protein of 300 amino acids. The transcript has 4 exons.